Molecule: messenger RNA, 839 nt
Organism: Rotaria sp. Silwood1
Lineage: Eukaryota; Metazoa; Rotifera; Eurotatoria; Philodinida; Philodinidae
Source: the annotation of a GenBank genome assembly
AUGAAUACUGUCAUACGAGGAAUAAGUACAGUUGUCGUACGAGUCUGCACAUUCAAUUUACGUUUUGGUUAUAUUGAUCAUGGCACAUUAAAUGAAUGGGAAAAACGAAGACCAAUUCUAAAAAAUUGUCUCAAAAACAUGCAACCAAUAAUAAUCGGAACGCAAGAAGGUUAUCCGCCACAACUUAAUGGUAUUCUUGAUGAUUUAAAUGAAUCUUCACAAUGUUGGUCAUGGGUAGGUGAAGAACUUGAAGAUUGGCAUACAAUCAAUGCUAUAUUCUAUCGUCAUGAUUUAUUUUCACUUGUUUCAACAAAAACAUUUUGGUUCAAUGAACAUCCAUCAACUAUUGGUUCUGCUUGGGGUGCAAGACAUCCUCGUGGCUGUACACGUGCUCAAUUUCAACAUAUAAUAACAAAACAACCAUUUAUUAUCUAUAAUGUCCAUCUUGAUUUUCCCUCUCAAGAAGCUCGUCAUCAUUCGAUACCUACUCUUCUAUCACAAAUAGAAGAAAAUGAUGAUCAUAUUAAUAAAGUUAUUGUUACUGGAAAUUUUAAUAACUGGCCAGAAGAUGUUGAAGGUGAAACACCAGCUGAUGAACUUACUGUAUUAGGACAACAAGCAUCUGAAAUUCAACAAAUGAAAGCAGCUGGUUUUAUUGAUACAUAUCAACAUGGUGUAACAUCAACGUUUAAUGGUUUUCGAAAAGCUGGUUAUGGUCCGAAAAUAGAUUUUGUGUGGAUUUCAUCAAAUAGUGUAUAUCGUGUUGAAGGUGAAACAAAAGUUGAUGAGUAUCAUGAUAAAGAUGGAUUUUUUCCAUCUGAUCAUUUUCCUGUUUAUGC